AUGACCGACAACCCGUCAACGGCUGUCGCGCCGGCCAACAACCGCAAAGAAAGCCAAAGGGUUGUUGAGGCACAGAAAACCUACGGACGAGGCAAACCUAUACAUACGCAGAGUGUGAAGGACAAGAAACUGCGCUCCAACCUCAAGGCGGUUGAGGCCAAGUAUAGAGCGGCUGCACUCAGAUCGAAGGAUGCGGAAAUUCUGCUAGAGCACGAGGCCGGUUUUCUCAAGCCCGAGGGAGAGCUAGAAAAAACAUACAAGGUUCGACAGGAUGAAAUCCAAGCGAAUGUUGGCAUCGAGACGGCCAAAAAAGGGUUUGAGCUGAAGCUGGAAGAACUGGGUCCGUACCGAGCAGACUACACAAGAAACGGACGUGAACUACUACUAGCUGGGAGAAAGGGGCAUGUUGCGACGAUGGAUUGGCGGUCGGGGAGAUUGGGGUGUGAGCUCCAACUGGGAGAAACAGUUCGCGAUGCCCGGUGGUUGCACAAUAACCAGUAUUUUGCUGUGGCCCAGAAGAAAUACGUCUAUAUCUACGAUCAUGCAGGAACAGAAUUGCACUGUCUCAGCAAACAUCUGGAGCCACUUAACCUUGAAUUUCUUCCGUACCACUUUCUUCUCGCUAGUACUCAAAUGAGUGGCCAUCUCAAAUACACUGACACGUCCACCGGCAAGAUGAUCGCCGAAUUACCGACCCGAAUGGGCGCUCCGACGUCACUCUGCCAGAAUCCUUGGAACGCCAUCCUUCAUGUCGGUCACCAAAACGGAACUGUGACUCUGUGGUCUCCCAACUCGCAGACAGCGCUAGUGAAGGCACUCGUACAUCGAGGCCCGGUUCGGUCGAUGGCAGUAGAUAGGCAAGGCCGGUACAUGGUGUCGACGGGCCAGGAUCUCAAGAUGAAUGUGUGGGAUAUCCGAAUGUUCCGCGAGGUUCAUUCGUACUCAUGCUAUCAGCCUGGUUCCUCGAUUGCGAUCAGUGACCGAGGCCUCACGGCUGUCGGCUGGGGCACUCAGGUUAGUGUCUGGCGUGGUCUAUUCGACGCUGCGGUCGCCGACCAAGGCAAGGUACAGAGCCCUUACAUGGCCUGGGGCGGAGAUGGGCAGCGUAUCGAGAACGUGCGCUGGUGCCCGUUGGAGGAUGUGUUAGGUGUGACGCACGACAAGGGAUUCGCUAGUAUUAUUGUUCCUGGCGCGGGCGAAGCCAACUUUGAUGCUCUGGAGGUCAACCCAUACGAAAACUCGAGACAGCGCCAGGAGGCCGAGGUACAGGCUCUCCUGACUAAGUUGCAACCAGACAUGAUAUCCCUGGAUCCCAACUUGGUUGGCAAGCUAGAUACCAUCAGAGACCAGAAAAGCCGCGAGGAACGCGACCUGGACCGCAGGCCCGAAGACCCCAUCGAGAAACUCAAGAACCGCGGCCGUGGCCGGAACAGUGCCUUGCGGAAGUACCUGCGCAAGAAGGGACGCCGGAAUGUCAUCGAUGACAAGCGAGUCAGAGCCGAAAUGCUUCGCAAGGAACAUGCUUCGCGCGCAAAGGAGAAGCUGCGUGCCGAGCAAGAGGAACUGGGCCCUGCAUUGGCACGUUUCGCCAAGAAAGAGAUGUGA
Aspergillus tanneri is the source of this 1605-nucleotide messenger RNA. RefSeq names its product WDR46/Utp7 family protein (gene UTP7). The coding region runs from base 1 to 1605 and encodes 534 amino acids. Gene Ontology annotation, molecular function: protein binding. Gene Ontology annotation, biological process: maturation of SSU-rRNA from tricistronic rRNA transcript (SSU-rRNA, 5.8S rRNA, LSU-rRNA). Gene Ontology annotation, cellular component: nucleolus; small-subunit processome; 90S preribosome. The transcript has 2 exons. The record is from RefSeq and is a predicted model, not a curated record. Lineage: Eukaryota; Fungi; Ascomycota; Eurotiomycetes; Eurotiales; Aspergillaceae.